Molecule: messenger RNA, 3032 nt
Organism: Oryzias latipes (Japanese medaka)
Lineage: Eukaryota; Metazoa; Chordata; Actinopteri; Beloniformes; Adrianichthyidae
Gene: uba2
Product: ubiquitin-like modifier activating enzyme 2
Biological process (GO): protein sumoylation
Cellular component (GO): cytoplasm; SUMO activating enzyme complex
Molecular function (GO): SUMO activating enzyme activity
Source: RefSeq, a predicted model, not a curated record
GUCGUGGGCGUGGCUUUGCUGCUGAUGAAGAAAGCUAACCGCUAGCCUCCCGGUGCUACAGACUCGCUUUUUAGCCGAACAUCAUGGUCCAACUGGUCGGUUCCCUUCGAAAAGAGCUGGCGGACUCCCUCUACACCUGCAAGGUCCUGGUGGUGGGAGCUGGGGGGAUUGGCUGUGAACUGCUGAAGAACCUGGUCCUCACGGGCUUCAAGAACAUCGAAGUGAUCGAUUUGGACACGAUUGAUGUAAGCAAUCUGAACCGACAGUUCCUCUUCCAAAAGAAACAUGUUGGCAAGUCCAAAGCGCAGGUGGCGAAGGAGAGCGUCUUGCAGUUUUGCCCGAGCGCGAAUAUCACAGCCUAUCACGACAGCAUCAUGAACCCCGAUUACAACGUGGAGUUCUUCAGGAAGUUUAUGCUGGUGAUGAACGCUCUGGAUAACCGAGCGGCGCGGAACCAUGUGAACCGAAUGUGUUUGGCGGCCGAUGUUCCGCUGAUCGAGAGCGGCACAGCGGGUUAUCUGGGACAAGUCACCGUCAUCAAGAAGGGACUGACAGAAUGUUACGAGUGUCAGCCAAAGCCGGCCCAGAAGACUUUCCCAGGAUGCACAAUAAGAAACACGCCGUCUGAACCCAUCCACUGCAUUGUCUGGGCAAAGUACCUUUUCAAUCAGCUUUUUGGUGAAGAAGACGCCGAUCAAGAGGUUUCGCCGGACACAGCAGACCCGGAAGCUGCAUGGAAUCCAGAGGAGGCUGCAGCUCGCGCUUCCGCCUCUGAAAAGGACGGAGACGUAAAGAGAGUAUCCACCAAAGAAUGGGCUCGCUCCACCGGAUAUGACCCCAUUAAACUCUUCAACAAGCUUUUCAAAGAUGACAUCAUGUACCUGCUGACCAUGGACAAGCUGUGGAAGAAGAGGAAAGCCCCCACACCUCUGGACUGGACCCAGCUAGAAAACAAAGCUUCUCCGGAGGAGGAGAGUCCCGCCUCAGGUCUAAAGGAUCAGCAGGUUCUGGGGGUUUGGGGCUGCUGCCAGCUCUUCAAGCACAGCGUGGAGACUCUGCGCUCAGAGCUGCGAGAGAAAGGAGACAACGCAGAGUUGGUUUGGGACAAGGACGAUCCCGCAGCCAUGGACUUCGUCACUUCAGCUGCAAACCUGCGUAUGCACAUCUUCAGCAUGAACAUGAAGAGCCGCUUUGAUGUCAAGUCGAUGGCAGGAAACAUCAUCCCGGCCAUCGCCACGACCAACGCCGUCAUCGCAGGCCUCAUCGUGCUGGAGGGACUGAAGAUCCUCUCAGGAGAGCUGGAAUCCUGUCGCACAAUCUUCUUGAACAAGUGCCCCAAUGUCAGGAAGAAACUUCUUGUCCCGUGCGUUCUGGAUCCGCCCAGUAAAAACUGCUACGUGUGUGCGAGCAAACCCGAAGUCACCGUCAAACUCAACGUGCAGAAAACAACGGUUCUAUCCCUGCAGGAUAGGAUCCUGAAGGAGAGGUUUGGCAUGGUGGCUCCAGAUGUGCAGAUAGAAGAUGGAAAAGGAACCAUCCUCAUCUCCUCAGAGGAGGGAGAGACCGAGGCCAACAACAGCAAAUAUCUCUCUGACUUUGGGAUCCGGAACGGCAGUCGCCUCCAGUCUGACGACUUCCUGCAGGACUACACUCUCCUCAUCAACGUCCUGCACACGGAGGAGCUGGAGCGAGACGUGGAGUUUGAGGUGGUCGGAGAAGCCCCGGACAAAGCCCCGCCCCCUCAGAGCAACCCGGAGGAAGUGAACAGCAUUACCAACGGCAACAAAGACUCCGCCCAGCCGUCCACAUCCUCCAAAGCGCCAGCAGACGAGGAUGACCUGAUGAUUGUGGACUCUGACGAAGAGGAAGGGGCACCCUCCAGCUCCGCCACAGUCACCAGCGGCACCAAGAGAAAGCACUCGGACCUGGACAGCGACAAGAGCUCCACCAAGCGUCCACGAACGGACCCGUCUGCAGCCGCGGGCGAUGAAGACGACGACAUCAUCGCUCUGGACUAACGUCUCUCCUGCUCUGCCUUGAAGAACUUUAUUUUUGUUUUUGGGAUUUAUGGCAGGUUGAUUCUGGACAGACAGUAGGCCUCUUUAAUGAAGAACAGUUCAUGUCCCCUGUUUGUACUCUCGUCCACUCCCCUCCCUCCCCCCUCGAACGUGUUUGUGUUUUCAUACUCUCUGACAUGGCGUUGUAAAUAGGUUUUACAUUUUAAAAGUUUUGAAAAAUGCAUUAAACUUCUUGUUAUUGUUAUUGAGAUGCGAUUUUUGGUCUUGAAAAGCUUUUUUCUUGACGCCUUCAAGUGCUUUUUAUGUAUUUUUUUAUAAAUGUACUGUAUUUCUCAUGCUACACGAGUCAGGGUGUCUGUGCUUUUUUUGGGGGGGGGGGAAUUGCAGGAGAACCAGAUGAGAAAACCAAAAUAUUUUUCUUAUGUUGGAUUCUGGAUGUUGAUCAGGACAGGGAACUCUGUGUCCUUCAGCCCGGUACUGUACCCGAGGCGGGGUUGAGGGUUCAGAAGCUGAUAGUUUGUGGCCAUUUGUUGCCAAAAGAGUGUUUUGUUUGCUACCUCUUUUCCAGAACUUUAUUAAGCCUGCAACGCCACCCUUUCCUAAGGAACCCCAAAAAGGGUGUUGUGGUUUUUCUUUUACCUGCAGUUUGUUUUUUAAUGCUCAGACUGAGACGUUGAAAGAACGUCCUCCUGUCUCUUCUAAAGGGCAGUUUUGUUUGUAGAUGGAGGCAGACUUGUAACUCCCCUCCCUGCAGAGCUGCAGAUCAGUUUCACGUCGGGGAACGAGGAUCGAAUGGCUUUUAAGCUCCUGCCGGCUUCUCGUGACUUCCCACGUGUCCGUGUCCACUGUGCUGACUUGAGGAGCAGCGAGGAGAGCCUUGUGGACCAAUCAAGACCACAAAUGCAAACAGAGGAGGGUUCCUGUUUUGACAGAUUUCUUGUGUACAAUUCUGGUGUCUUGUUUUGCACAGUUGUAGUUACUUCUAAAAGUCUGAAAUAAAUGGUUCUUCAGUGA